Messenger RNA from Vigna unguiculata (cowpea), 798 nucleotides. RefSeq names its product BURP domain protein RD22 pseudogene. The record is from RefSeq and is a predicted model, not a curated record. Lineage: Eukaryota; Viridiplantae; Streptophyta; Magnoliopsida; Fabales; Fabaceae.
AUGAAUCCAAUCUCCCCCACCACAAGAGAUGUCAUCAUUACAAGACGAAAAUCAAUUAUUAUUCUCGGUGUUAAGAAAGACGAGACACCUUUUGACUCUCAAUCAAAGACAAAUGUUGUUGUUCAAGAGGUCGUUCCAGUUGUUGAUCAUCAUCACCACGAUCACUCAAAAUCAAGUAUAUUUUUCUUAGAAGAAGGAUUGAUGCCGGGCGCAAAAUUGGAUGCACACUUCCCUAAAAGAAAAUAUUCAAGUCCGUUGUUGCCCCGCGAAAUUGCAGAACACUUACCAUUCUCAUCAGAAAAGAUAAACGAAAUAUUUGAGAUUUUGGCUCUGGAGCCAAAUUCAGAGAAAGCUGAGAAUGUGGAGUUUGCUCUGAAUAUGUGUGAAGAGCCUGCACUGAAUGGUGAAGAAAAAUACUGUGCAACUUCAAUAGAAUUCAUGGUAGACUUCGUCACUUCUAUACUUGGGAAGAUUGUCCACGUUACUUCUACAGAAAAUGAAAACAAGUCUGAAAAGUUCUUAGUGAAAGAUGGAGUGAAGAUUUUAGCAGACAAAAACAUAAUUACAUGUCAUCCUAUGAAUUACCCAUAUGUUGUAUUUUACUGCCAUAAGAUAUCAAAUAGCAGUGUACAUUUUAUGCCAUUGGAGGGAGAAGAUGGAACUAGGGUUAAAGCUGUAGCAGUAUGCCACAAAGACACAUCAGAAUGCGAUCCAAACCACAAUGCAUUUCAAGUUCUAAAAGUGAAGCCUGGGACCAUUCCUGUGUGUCAUUUCUUCCCUGACUGUAAUCUUCUUUAA